AUGGUAUCGCUGGAGAAAAUAAAACUCCCCAACAAGCACGUAUUCAAUGGCAAGGAGUUUCCAGUUGCAUACAAGGUCAUUAAAGAUCCGGACGACGACAGAGAGGAGUAUGGCGUGGAUGAUACAUUGAAGUUUUUGGAGGACCAAUCCAAAAAGGGGCUCUUUAAAAAGUUGUUGAAAAGGCAUGGUGUAGUGGUACUGAGGUGCGGAAAGAGGCUGGACUCAAAUACCUUAUCCAAGUACAUUUCUGCCAUUGGUGCCAAUUCAGGAGACCAGCCCUUUGAGCAGAAUGGCUCCACUGCAAAAAGAACUGAAAUCACCGAGACUUUGAGCACUGCCAACGAAGGUCCAUCUAGUAUAAGAAUCCACCAGCAUAACGAAUUUUCUCGUUUUGUCAAAUACCCUACUAAGCUAUUCUUCACUUGUGUAGAGUAUGCUGCAGAAGGUGGUGAAACACCAUUAGUUCACGGCGGAGAAUUUUUCCAAAGGAUAAACGCAAAAGCGCCCGAAUUUCUUAGGGAAUUGUCCCAACGAGGACUAUACAUGGAGCAGAUCUGGCCGUUGAAGUCGGAUACUAACACGAACUGGGCGAACAAAUUUUGUUUCGGGAGGAAUAUCGACCCCCGCGAUGAUGAUUUCGAGCAUCAGAAGCUGCAAGCCAAACAGCUGGCUGAAGAGAUUGCCAGCCCAGACUGUGAGUUUACGCCCGAAAACGACUUACUUAUUCGUCAGUACACAAAGCCAAUUAGAGUCUAUGAAGGUGACGGGGAGUCCUUCCCAUGUUUUUUCAACAGUCUUUCAACAUUCUACGCAUACACGAAGUACAAGGUUGCAGAGUACGGAAAGACUAGGAGCAUUUGCUACAACGACGGAGGAGAGAUCCCGGCAAAAUACCUCGAUCUCGUUCUUCAGACGUCGUUGGACCUCGCCUAUGCCCACCGGUGGGAGGAGGGCGACAUCGCCAUAGUGGACAACUACAUGGUGAGCCACGGUCGACUCCCGUGGGAGGGCGUGAGGCGUAUUUUGGUCAGCAUGUGGGAUGAGGUAGAUAAACCGGAGUACGCACCGUGGGUAGCUGCGACCUGA
Molecule: messenger RNA, 1086 nt
Organism: Pichia membranifaciens NRRL Y-2026
Lineage: Eukaryota; Fungi; Ascomycota; Pichiomycetes; Pichiales; Pichiaceae
Exons: 1
Coding region: 1-1086 (361 amino acids)
Molecular function (GO): oxidoreductase activity
Source: RefSeq, a predicted model, not a curated record